Molecule: messenger RNA, 2289 nt
Organism: Tinamus guttatus (white-throated tinamou)
Lineage: Eukaryota; Metazoa; Chordata; Aves; Tinamiformes; Tinamidae
Source: RefSeq, a predicted model, not a curated record
UCUCCAUUGAAGAUAUUCGGGAUGUGAGGUCAGGCCAUAAAACAGAAGGUAUGGAAAAGUACGCCAAGAAUGUCCCAGAGCAUCUCUGCUUUUCCAUCAUUUUCAAAGACCAACGGAAAAACCUGGACCUCAUUGCAAACUCAGAGGAUGAUGCCAACCACUGGAUCACCGGCCUUGGGAAAAUCAUAGCCCACAGCAACUCUAUGAACCAGAAACAGAAGCUCCAACACUGGAUUCAUAGUUGCCUGCGGAAAGCUGAUAAAAACAAAGACAACAAGAUGAGCUUGAAGGAACUCAAGGACUUCCUGAAAGAAGUUAAUAUCGAAGUUGAUGACUAUCAUGCCAAAAAAAUUUUCCAGCAUUGUGACAAGUCCAAAACAGAGGCUCUGGAGGAUGAGGAGAUAGAGGAAUUUUACAAGAUAUUGACAGAGAGGAAGGAAAUAGACAAAAUCUUCCAAAAGUAUGCAGAUGCUGAAGGGUUCAUGUCCUGCCAGAAUCUGGUGAGGUUCCUUUAUGAGACACAGCAGGAAGAAGAUGCUGUUGUUGCUGCCCCUGCCUUAAUUCAGAGAUACGAACCAAAUGAAAGAGCCAAGAGAGGUAAUGCCAUGACCAAGGAUGGUUUCCUGAUGUACCUGCUGUCUGAAGAUGGGAAUAUAUUCAACCCAUCUCACAGUAAAGUUUACCAGGACAUGACUCAACCACUCAGUCACUACUUGGUGUCAUCCUCACACAACACCUAUCUCAUGGAAGACCAGCUGACAGGUCCAAGCAGCACAGAAGCCUAUAUCAGAGCCCUCACCAAAGGUUGCCGUUGUGUGGAACUGGAUUGCUGGGACGGCCCUAACUCGGAGCCCGUCAUUUAUCAUGGCUACACACUCACCUCCAAGAUCCUCUUCAGUGAUGUCAUUAAGGCCAUCAAGAACUAUGCUUUCAAAACUUCGCCAUACCCUGUCAUCAUCUCCCUGGAGAACCACUGCAGCCUUGAUCAGCAGAAGGUCAUGGCUCAGCACAUGACAACAAUCCUGCAGGACAUGCUCUUGGUCGUACCGAUAGAUGGAAACAAAUCCCACUUCCCCUCCCCAGAGCAAUUAAAAGGGAAGAUCCUUGUGAAAGGGAAGAAGCUGAGCAGGCAAGAGGACCCCACUGGAACAAACGGGAACAAUAACCUGGAGGCUGAGGAUGUAUCUGAUGAAGAUGAAGCAGCUGAAAUAGAAGAUGAGUCUGUGAAGACUGAAGUGGAGCAGAAGGGGAAGAGUGACACCUUGAAGCUGGCCAAGGAGCUGUCAGACACAGUUGUCUACUGCAAGAGUGUCCAUUUCAAUGGCUUCGGAGACCCUGGUCACCCUCGGGCUUUCUAUGAGAUGUCAUCAUUCUCAGAGAGCAAAGCUCUGAAGCUAGCUCAGGAAUCUGGAAACAGUUUUAUUCAUCACAAUAUCAGGCACCUGAGUCGGAUCUACCCUGCAGGCUGGAGGACAGAUUCCUCCAACUAUAACCCCAUCGAUUUGUGGAAUGUUGGAUGCCAGAUCGUGGCCCUGAAUUUCCAGACAGCAGGCACAGAAAUGGAUGUCUACCAGGGUCGGUUCCAGGACAAUGGGUUUUCUGGGUAUGUCUUAAAGCCAGAAUUCCUCCGGGAUGAGCAAACCAAAUUCAAUCCAAAAUCCAUCACAGAAGGAUCAUGGGGGACAAGGAAGAAGCUUGUGCUUAAAAUCAUCUCUGGUCAGCAGCUGCCCAAGGUGAACAAAAGCAAAAACUCCAUUGUUGAUCCUAAGAAAUGGAGCUUUAACCCCAAGUGGGAUGAAGAGUUUACAUUUGACGUAGAGAUUCCUGAGCUUGCCCUCGUGCGGUUUGUGGUAGAAGACUUUGACAUGUCAACCAAGAAUGACUUCAUUGGGCAGUACACACUCCCCUUCACUAGUCUGAAGCAAGGUUACCGCCACAUCCAUCUUCUAACUAAGAAUGGGGAUCCGUACUCCUCCUCCACCCUCUUCGUGUACAUCAGUAUCCAGGACUGUGAUUAGUGACUCAACGCUUUCUGGGCACAGUGAAGCCUGUUUCAGACCCAGAAGAACCUCAGCGUGCGACAUCUCGUGCGACAUUUGCCUGCAGCAGGAUCCUGUCAAGUCCCCAGUGCCUUCUCCGGAGCAGCAUAUGGUGCCCUAUAGGGCCCGUGGUGUGAAAUAGCCAUCAAACCUCUCCCUUCUGUGUGCUGGAAACAUCCUGAUGGGGUUGUUGAGAAUAAUCAUUUUGUAGCUGUUCCAUCAAUCCAUACAUGUUUUUAGUUCAGUUUAA